Linepithema humile (Argentine ant) is the source of this 701-nucleotide messenger RNA. NCBI's taxonomy places the organism in Eukaryota, Metazoa, Arthropoda, Insecta, Hymenoptera, Formicidae. The record is from RefSeq and is a predicted model, not a curated record.
GUACAAUUAAAUAGAUUUAUAUUUACGUAGGCUAUUGACACAACUGCCAUUACAAUGAAUUUUGUGAUUUUUAUGCUCGCAAAUUUCCCAGAAGUGCAGGAAAAAGCGUACAAAGAAUUAUCAGAAAUUUACGGCAUUGAAUCUCCAAAAUCUGUACCAAUUGAAUAUGAUGAUUUGCAAAAAAUGGAAUAUUUGAAUCGAGUUAUUAAGGAAACAAUGAGACUCUUUCUUGCUGCUCCUUUGAUUGGACGAAUUUUAACAGAAGAUUUAAAGAUAGGAGAAACUAUUUUACCUAAAGAAGCUGAUAUAAUUAUGUCUAUAUUUUAUAUGCACCAAAAUAAGAAAUAUUGGUCGAAUCCCUUGAUAUUCGAUCCAGAUAAAUUUCUCCCGGAAAAAGAAGUGCAUUGUUCGAAAUAUUUCAUGCCGUUUAGUACCGGACUCGGAAAUUGUAUUGGUCAGAAAUAUGCGAUGAUUUCUAUGAAAAUCAUUCUUGCAACAUUGAUACAAACAUUUUAAUUUAAAGUAGAUAAAAAUAUCAAAAUAUAUGAAAUAAAACUUACAAUCAGUAUCGAUAUUUUCGGUGCGGACCACCGCACGUGGUAUCGAUUUCUGUAUCCCCGCGUAUCGUGGUGCGGCCCACCGCACGCUUUACGCCUGGAAUUUCUGGACUAACAUAAAAUUCUUUUCUUAUUCCUAAAUCC